ACUUGCUAUCAUAGAAAAAUACAUAUCCCAUUUUUUCUAAUUCUCCUUCAUGGGUUCCAAAAUUUUCAACAUGAAAUUCUUCUCACUGCUAAUUUCCUCAUUUGCCAUCAUCCAAAUGGCAACAGCCGGAGAUGCAGACAUCCUCUCUGAUUUUAUAGUGCCUCAAAACGUCACCACGGUUGAUGGAAACUUCUUCACGUUUAUUGGCCUGCGAUCUCUCGUUGGGUCAAACCCUCCACCAACCUUCAAGGUUUCAAAAGCAAGUUUGGUUGAAUUCCCGGCUCUCAAUGGACAGAGUGUUUCCUAUGCUGUUCUUCAAUUCCCGGCUGGCACUACUAAUCCACCUCACAUCCAUCCUCGCUCGGCCGAACUUCUUUUCUUAGUUGAUGGUACUCUUCAGGUGGGGUUUGUUGAUACAACCAACAAACUCUUCAAUCAAACACUACAAACGGGUGAUAUAUUCGUGUUUCCCAAGGGACUUGUGCACUUCCAAUACAAUGCUGAUGCGAACAAAUCUGCUGUAGCUAUUUCAGCUUUUGGGAGUGCAAAUGCUGGAACUGUUUCAAUUCCCACUACUUUGUUCACCACUGGCAUUGACGACACGAUCUUGGCUAAAUCCUUCAAGACCAGCCUUGCCACCAUUCAAGCUCUUAAGGCUGGUCUUACUCCCAAGCCUUGAGGAUGGCACGCUUUACAAUCCGUAGCGACUUUAAGACAUUUCAUCGUUCUUUGGUGUUUUGUGCUUUUUUCCCCCCAAGUAUUAUUAUUUUUUUCCAAGCCAUUGAAUAAUUUACCUUGCAAGGGGUAUGUGUUGUCACAUUUGUCAGCAUUAGCUUUGGUUUCUCCAAUCUAUCAUUAAAGACGAAUAAAAUCAUUCAUUUUUCUA
This is a messenger RNA of Juglans microcarpa x Juglans regia, 886 nucleotides long. RefSeq names its product germin-like protein 9-3. NCBI's taxonomy places the organism in Eukaryota, Viridiplantae, Streptophyta, Magnoliopsida, Fagales, Juglandaceae. Gene Ontology annotation, molecular function: manganese ion binding. The record is from RefSeq and is a predicted model, not a curated record. The transcript has a single exon. The coding region runs from base 50 to 679 and encodes 209 amino acids. Gene Ontology annotation, cellular component: cell wall.